This is a messenger RNA of Eutrema salsugineum, 1533 nucleotides long. RefSeq names its product tRNA pseudouridine synthase A. Gene Ontology annotation, molecular function: pseudouridine synthase activity; RNA binding. Gene Ontology annotation, biological process: tRNA pseudouridine synthesis. The record is from RefSeq and is a predicted model, not a curated record. NCBI's taxonomy places the organism in Eukaryota, Viridiplantae, Streptophyta, Magnoliopsida, Brassicales, Brassicaceae. The coding region runs from base 52 to 1314 and encodes 420 amino acids. The transcript has 9 exons.
CAGUGAGAGAGCGAGUAGACACAACACAAUUCUGCUCAAACAGCUACAGCGAUGGCGAGCAGAGUUUACGCUCAUUACCACCACGCCGAUGCCUGUAGCAAAGCACGCUGGGACGCCAGAGAGACCUUUCGGUUUAUGUAUGAUAGGCCCUGGCAACAUGUUCUUGAUUUCUACUCAAACGCAGUGGAAGGGAAACUUUCAGUUCUGAAAUUGUUUGAGGACAAUAAAACUUUGGUCCGUGAUGAUGAUGCAAUAACCCAAGGGACGCCUCUUGAAACUGAAUUGGACACUUCUGGUAGAAAAGACGGAAGAACAGGGAGGUGGGAAAGAGUAAAUUUCAAGAUUGUUCUUUCGUACAAUGGGGCUUCAUUCGAUGGAUGGCAGAAACAGCCUGACCUACACACUGUUCAGAGUGUAGUAGAGAAGUCUCUCGGGGGAUUUGUUGAUGAAAAGAAAGCCCAACUACUCAAGAAAAAAUGUAAACCAUUAGAAGGCCGUGUACUUGUUUCUGGAAGAACCGACAAAGGAGUGUCUGCUCUUAAUCAAGUUUGUUCUUUUUAUACCUGGAGAAAAGACAUUGAACUCAUUGAUAUUGAAGAUGCUAUCAAUAAAGAUGCUUCUGGGAAGCUUAGGGUUGUGUCAAUCUCUAAGGUUUCCCGAGCAUUUCAUCCAAAUUUUUCUGCAAAAUGGAGGCGCUACUUGUAUAUCUUUCCCUUGGAUAAUGCUGAGCCGUGUGAGAGUGGAAAGACUCGUGAAAAUUUUAUCUUUCAUGAGAACCACGGAAAGCAAAGAAAUGGGCUCUUAAGUGAAGAGGAGACCGAAGGAGUAAGCGAGGAUGAUGAGCUUGAAAUUGAUGAAACAGAAAAAGUGAAUGGGCUUCAAGUAGUAGAAAAACCAAGUGAGUUCAGUGUCAGCAAGGUUGAUCAACUUUUACAGCAGCUUCAAGGAAAAUUAUUAUCCUACAAGAUGUUUGCGCGUGAUACGAAAGCUGCAAGAAACGAAGGUCCACCUACAGAAUGUUUCAUGUACCAUGCACGUGCAGCCGAGAUUAGAUUGUCCUGUCCUGACUAUGUGGAAGGAAGAAGAGUGAUGUGUGUUGAGCUAGUCGCUAACCGAUUUCUCCGCAAGAUGGUUCGAGUUCUUGUAGCAACGUCAAUCCGAGAAGCUGCUGCUGGCGCAGAAAAUGAUGCAUUGUUAAAACUGCUGGAAGCUUCAUGCAGAAGAGCCACAGCUCCUCCGGCUCCAUGCGAAGGUCUCUGUCUAUUCGACGUUGGUUAUGCUGACUUUGACCCUCAAACUUCUCUCAUUUCCUGAGAAUGGCAUUUAUAAUACGUUUGACUAUCACAUAUUGGAUGAAAUCUUCAUGCUUUAGCUUGGAAGUCCCCUUGUCGUUUAAGGAAGCAAGACAGAAUAUUUUUUGUAUCAUGGUUGUGGAAAUACAGUAGUUUUAGCCUUGAAAUUGGUUUGCUAUUCAUGUUCUUUUAUCACUAGCAUUCUCAUGUGGACGUAAAUGAGUAUGUAUUGCAGGUUUUA